Messenger RNA from Papaver somniferum (opium poppy), 1204 nucleotides. Its product is annotated as nascent polypeptide-associated complex subunit alpha-like protein 1. The record is from RefSeq and is a predicted model, not a curated record. Lineage: Eukaryota; Viridiplantae; Streptophyta; Magnoliopsida; Ranunculales; Papaveraceae. The coding region runs from base 95 to 691 and encodes 198 amino acids. Gene Ontology annotation, cellular component: cytoplasm; nascent polypeptide-associated complex. The transcript is spliced from 5 exons. Gene Ontology annotation, biological process: protein targeting to membrane.
GUAUGCCCACCAAUCCUCGCCGCUUAAGUUUUUAGGGUUUUUAUUAACAGUCUCUCACUAUCUCUACGUUUUUCUCUCACUCUAAACAAACACCAUGACUGCUCAGACGCAAGAGGAACUCCUCGCUGCCCAUUUAGAAGAGCAGAAAAUCAACCCUGAUGAACCUGUUGUUGAGGAUGAAGAAGAAGAUGAUGAUGAAGAAGACGAUGAUGACGAGGGAGAAGAUCAACAAGAUGGGGAUGUCAGUGGUAGAUCCAAGCAAAGCAGAAGCGAGAAGAAGAGUCGUAAGGCAAUGCUGAAGCUUGGAAUGAAACCCACCACUGGUGUUAGCCGUGUUACAGUGAAGAAAAGCAAAAAUAUUUUGUUUGUGAUCUCAAAACCGGAUGUUUUCAAAAGCCCAGCAUCUGACACGUAUGUUAUCUUCGGUGAGGCUAAGAUUGAAGACUUAAGCUCGCAACUACAAACACAGGCGGCCGAGCAGUUUAAAGCUCCUGACCUAAGUCAUGUAGUCUCCAAGCCCGAGUCUUCAUCCCCUGCUCAAGAUGAGGAGGACGUGGAUGAGACAGGAGUGGAGCCCAAGGACAUCGAGUUGGUCAUGACACAAGCUGGAGUCUCUAGGCCAAAGGCUGUUAAGGCGCUCAAGGCUUGUGAUGGGGAUAUUGUUUCUGCCAUCAUGGAUUUGACAAACUAAGGCCUGGUGUUUACACCUUGGACCCGUAAGGCGUCGUCAGAGUACCACCGGUGUUGAAAGAUCAGUUUUCAUAUUUCUCUACAAAACUUAGCACUACUAGCACCAGCAAUAGUCACAGUGCAUAACUGAAUGACGUUUCAGCAGAUUGUUGUGCACACAGCCUGCUUAGAUUGUUGACGUUUCAGCAAUUUCUCUGCACGAGAGUUCCAACUGAUGCAAUUGAAAAUUUCUAUAAUCCUAUACUUGCAUUACAUAGAGCUGAAGUCAGGGGUGUGCUUCUUAGAAGUCAGCUGGCCUAUAGCAAAGAGGGUGAAGGUUCGGUUUUGUUACGAUGAAUGAUAUCCUCUGUUGGUAAGCGAAAACUUAUUCCAUGGAGAAUCCAAAGGAUCAUUGAUGAGAUUAGGUACGAACUGAAGCUCAAGCUCAACUGUUGAAUGGAUGUUGCAAGUUGCCCACGUCUGGUUGCUAUUUAAUUGCCAUGCCCAACAGCUGUACACGGUCUUUGGGAUGAUU